Molecule: messenger RNA, 960 nt
Organism: Gilbertella persicaria
Lineage: Eukaryota; Fungi; Mucoromycota; Mucoromycetes; Mucorales; Choanephoraceae
Exons: 1
Coding region: 1-960 (319 amino acids)
Source: RefSeq, a predicted model, not a curated record
AUGCGUACUGAAAUAAACAAGACAACGUCUGCUGAAGACAUCAUUAAGAUAUACAACACAGACCUCUCUGGCAAAGUAGCUAUUGUCACAGGCGCCAACUCGGGAAUUGGUCUUGAAACAGCUCGUGUCUUGGCUCUCGCUGGUGCCAAAGUCAUUGUUCCUUGUCGCACGCUCGAGAAAGCAACUCAAGCCAUCAGCAAUAUUCAAAAGAACGUACCUCAUUCAGUCGAUCUGGUGCCUAUGCAAAUCGAUUUAUCCGACUUGGCUACCAUCAAGACCUUUGUAGACCAAUUUCUUCAGCUUAACCUGCCUUUGAACUUGUUGAUCAAUAAUGCGGGUGUGAUGGGAUGUCCUAAAACCAUGACAAAAGACGGAUUCGAGAUCCAGUUUGGUGUGAACCAUCUAGGCCAUUUUUAUCUGACUACACUCUUGCUAGAUAAACUGAAGGCAAGUGAAUCCUCGCGUGUGGUGGUGCUGAGUUCAAGUGGCAAUCGCCAGUUUUGUUCGCCUGAGGGCAUUGAUUUUGACAACCUGAACGGCGAAAAGAUCUAUCGUCCUUGUCUAGCCUAUGGACAAUCCAAGCUCUGUAAUAUCUUGUUUGCUAAAGAACUCCAGCGUCGAUUGGAUGCGGAAGGUGCUGAUGUGAUUGUAACUAGUGUUCAUCCUGGGGCAGUCAAGUCCAAUUUAGGUCGACAUUUUGGUUUGUCUGGAAUAUGGGAUUUUGUGCGGUCCACAAGUGAUGUGGGUUCCAUGGUUCGUGAAUUGGUAGUAUGGAAGUAUGAGAGUGUAGGUGCUUCUACUAGCAUUUACUGUGCAGUAUCUCCUGAUGUCAUCAAAGGUGAAUUUUAUGCAGACAAUGAGGUCAAUCGAACCUAUUUAAAUGACAGUGCUGAUAAUGCAGACAUGGCUAAACAACUUUGGAAAGUCUCCGAACAUAUGGUUCAACAAGUCAUGAAAUAA